GUUGUCAAAAUCCUUGGCUUGGGUGGGAGGAAAUUUGCGCCCAUUUUUCCACUAUUACUAGGAAUAUCUGACAAUUAAUCUUUAAAUACUGUAAUAAUCCAUUAGCCAAAAUGACGAUCGGGAAGAAUAAUAAAAUGCAACAGCAUAUAAAUUACCGGGUUCGAGUUAUACUGCAAGAUUCCCGAACCUUCAUCGGUACAUUUAAAGCAUUCGAUAAACAUAUGAAUUUAAUUCUUGGUGACUGUGAUGAAUUUAGAAAAAUUAAAUCCAAAAGCGCUAAAUCUACAGACAGAGAAGAGAAAAGAGGUCUUGGGUUCGUUUUGCUGCGAGGUGAAAACAUAGUCUCUUUAACUAUUGAAGGACCACCUCCUCCAGAAGAAGGUUUGCCUCGUGUCCCAUUACCUGGCGCUAUGGGAGGUCCAGGAGGCGGCCGGGCUGCUGGGCGAGGAGCCGGGCCCGGCGGGGCCCCGCCAGGCCUCCAGGGGCCGGCCCGAGGGGUCGGUGGCCCCUCACACCAACACAUGGCACCAGGCUCGCGAGGACAACUUUCUGCACCACCUCAAAUGCGUGGAGGUCCUAUGAUGGGUGGCCCUCCACCAGGCAUGAUGGGAGCUCCCCCAGGAAUGGGUCGUGGAGGUCCUGGUGGCCGUGGACCUCCUGGCAUGAGGCGUUAUUAGUGUAGAUUUAAUUAUAAAUAUAGAAAUAAGAAAUUAUAACUACAUAAUUACAGUGAUAACAGAUUUUCGAAAUGAACACUGUUAUAGCAUAAAAGGUGAGCUUGUACGCCAGAAUUUGUGUCAGUUUAUGGUGUAAUCAUAUAAUGUCUGAUUUUACAUGAUGUAUUUCUUGUAUAACUUAAGUGUGAAGGACACUAAUAAAAUAAUAAACUUGUGUACCCUU
Molecule: messenger RNA, 900 nt
Organism: Ostrinia nubilalis (European corn borer)
Lineage: Eukaryota; Metazoa; Arthropoda; Insecta; Lepidoptera; Crambidae
Gene: SmB
Product: small nuclear ribonucleoprotein-associated protein B
Exons: 2
Coding region: 111-677 (188 amino acids)
Biological process (GO): mRNA splicing, via spliceosome
Cellular component (GO): U4/U6 x U5 tri-snRNP complex; U2 snRNP; cytoplasm
Molecular function (GO): RNA binding
Source: RefSeq, a predicted model, not a curated record